AUGGCCCCUCAGGCGUACGACCCCGAGGAGGCCACCUCCCAGCUCUCCGGUAACUUGAGCUCCACCCUCUCGAGAGCAGACUCCUUGAAGAUGGUGAGAACAGAAACGGCAAGAUCCUUGAAAGACAAGGGUCUGAACAAAACAGUCACCUUGGCAGACCCAGUCAGACCAACGAACGUCGACAACCCAAUCUUCCCGGAAGAGUAUACCAUGGAAACAGAAACAGGUUUGGUCCCUGUGGAAACCUUGCAUGAGAUCGGUAGAUCCAGAGCGGCGAGCAGAAUGCUCACCAGAAAAUCAACCCGUCGUUCCGAAGCGUCUAAGCCAUCGAAUCAAGAAGGCUACGACAAACCUUUCGACCCGGAAAUCCAAUUCGUCACCUUCACAAUAAAUGACCCGGCAAACCCUCACAACUGGAGCCCCAAGGCCAGAUGGUUCUAUACCAUUGUGCUUUCCCUGAUGGUGGUCUGUGUCGCCUUUGGCUCCUCCAUUGUCACCGGUGCGUUGGGCCUAAUGAGUGAAAAGUACCAUGUCAGUUUGGAAGUCUCGAUUCUUUCCUGUUCCUUGAUGGUUUUGGGCUUUUCCGUCGGACCCCUUCUUUGGUCUCCUCUAUCAGAACAGAUCGGUAGAAGGCCCGUCUACUUCAUCUCCUUCGGUCUAUACUUUAUCUUCAACAUUCCAUGUGCCGUCGCACCAAAUAUCGGUACCAUCUUGGUCUGUCGUUUCCUAUGUGGUGUCUUUGCCGCGUCAGGGUUGGCCAACGUUGGUGGUUCCAUUUCCGAUAUGUUCCCUACCGAAACCAGAGGAAAGGCAAUUGCCUACUUUGCCGCUGCUCCUUAUGGUGGACCCGUCAUUGGCCCAUUGGUUGGUGGUUUCAUUUCAAGAUACGAUGGUAGAAUCUCACUUGUCUUCUGGGUCAACUUUGCGUUUGCAGGUCUGAUGUGGAUAGUCGGUUCGGCUAUUCCAGAAACUUAUGCUCCUGUCAUCUUGAAGAAGAGAGCCAAGAAGUUGAGAAAAGACACGGGCAACCCAAAGAUUAUGACAGAACAAGAAGCUGCAGGUCUGUCCUUGAAAGAAUUGAUUGAAACUUGUCUCUACAGACCUUUGAAAUUUGCCAUGACUGAAUUAGUUCUAGACUUGAUGUGUUUCUACGUCUGUUUGAUUUACUCCCUAUUGUACGCAUUCUUCUUUGCAUACCCUGUUGUCUUUGGUGAAUUAUACAAUUUCGGUGAUGACUUGGUUGGUAUGGUUUUGAUCCCUAUAAUUAUCGGUGCAGGUUUGGCUCUAUUAACCACUCCUAUCAUUGAAUCUUACUACCUGAAGACAUGUCAACGCCGCCAGGCAACUCCUGAAGAUCGUCUCAUUGGUGCCAUGAUUGGCGCUCCAUUCCCUGCCAUUGCACUUUGGAUUCUAGGUGCCACCUCGGAGAAGCACGUUUUCUGGGUCGGUCCUGCCUCCUCCGGUUUGGCUUUCGGUUACGGUAUGGUCUUGAUCUACUAUUCCUUGAACAACUACAUCAUUGAUACCUACGCCAAAUAUGCAGCUUCCGCAUUGGCCACCAAGGUCUUCUUGAGAUCUGCCGGUGGUGCUGCCUUCCCAUUGUUUACCAUGCAAAUGUAUCACAAAUUAGGAUUGCACUGGGCUUCUUGGCUCUUGGCUUUCAUCACUACUGCGAUGAUUGCGCUACCUUUUGCCUUUUACAAGUGGGGUAAAGGUUUGAGAAAGAAGUUUUGUCGUGAAAACUAUUCUGCAUUUGACGACGAUGACGAUGAUGAAGAUGAAAAUUCAACCGACGGUAAGCAGGAAUAA
Molecule: messenger RNA, 1809 nt
Organism: Pichia membranifaciens NRRL Y-2026
Lineage: Eukaryota; Fungi; Ascomycota; Pichiomycetes; Pichiales; Pichiaceae
Exons: 2
Coding region: 1-1809 (602 amino acids)
Biological process (GO): transmembrane transport; spermine transport
Cellular component (GO): fungal-type vacuole membrane
Molecular function (GO): spermine transmembrane transporter activity
Source: RefSeq, a predicted model, not a curated record